Molecule: messenger RNA, 873 nt
Organism: Pipistrellus nathusii (Nathusius's pipistrelle)
Lineage: Eukaryota; Metazoa; Chordata; Mammalia; Chiroptera; Vespertilionidae
Source: the annotation of a GenBank genome assembly
AUGGCUGACCUGAGCUUCAUCGAAGAUUCCGUGGCCUUCCCGGAGAAGGAGGAGGACGAAGAGGAGGAGGAGGAGGGCGUGGAGUGGGGCUACGAAGAAGGUGUUGAAUGGGGGUUGGUGUUUCCUGAUGCUAAUGGGGAAUACCAGUCUCCCAUAAACCUGAAUUCCAGGGAAGCCAGAUAUGACCCCUCACUGCUGGAUGUCCGCCUCUCGCCCAAUUAUGUGGUCUGCCGGGACUGUGAGGUCACCAAUGAUGGACAUACCAUUCAGGUUAUCCUGAAGUCAAAAUCAGUUCUGUCGGGAGGUCCAUUGCCUCAAGGGCACGAAUUCGAACUGUAUGAGGUCCGAUUUCAUUGGGGAAGAGAAAACCAGCGUGGUUCUGAGCACACUGUUAAUUUCAAAGCUUUUCCCAUGGAGCUGCAUCUGAUCCACUGGAACUCCACCCUGUUUGGCAGUAUUGAUGAGGCUGUGGGGAAGCCACAUGGAAUUGCCAUCAUUGCUUUGUUUGUUCAGAUAGGAAAAGAACAUGUGGGCCUAAAGGCUGUGACCGAAAUCCUCCAGGAUAUUCAGUAUAAGGGGAAGUCCAAAAUAAUACCCUGCUUUAAUCCUAACACUUUAUUACCAGAUCCUCUGCUGCGUGACUAUUGGGUGUACGAAGGCUCGCUCACAAUUCCACCUUGCAGUGAGGGUGUCACCUGGAUAUUGUUCCGAUACCCUUUAACUAUAUCCCAGCUACAGAUUGAAGAAUUCCGAAGGCUGAGGACACAUGUGAAGGGGGCGGAACUCGUGGAAGGCUGUGAUGGGAUUUUGGGAGACAAUUUUAGACCCACGCAGCCACUUAGUGACAGAGUCAUCAGAGCUGCAUUUCAGUAG